AUGCUCAAAUAUCGUUAUUUGUCUCGUUCCAUUCGUUUAUGUUCUUCAAUUGCUGGAACUACUGCAACAACAAUAACACCACCAAAAAAUCCCCCAAUUUUGACUUAUCCUAGCGAAGAAUUUAUCAAAAAAUUUCCAAAGCAACGAAUAUCUGAUUUAAUUGCUGAAAUUGAGAUUUUCUAUAAAUUCUCUCAACAUUUACCAACCCAUCUAACUGAUGAUAAUUGGCAAAAAUUGAUGGAUGCUACCAGUUUGGAGGAAAAGGAAGAAUUUUUGUUUCAUCUUUCGAAUAAUGAAGUGGUUAUAAAGGUUCGAAUAAAGAUUUUUGGUGAUUUUUAA
Meloidogyne enterolobii is the source of this 339-nucleotide messenger RNA. The record is from the annotation of a GenBank genome assembly. NCBI's taxonomy places the organism in Eukaryota, Metazoa, Nematoda, Chromadorea, Rhabditida, Meloidogynidae.